AUCGUCAGCAACAAUGGAGGGACGGAUGUUUUGGUUGGUUUUGUUACUCUUUUCUCUCUCUUUUUAGUUUUUUUGUGUGGAGAGGAGAAGACGACGCCCCCCCCCGUUUCCCCUCUUCCCCUCUUUCUCUCUCGAACCCAAAUUCAGAAUCCAUACACUCACUUUUUUCCUCCCUUUUUGUGUUCUGGGGGAUUUUUGUUUUUUGUUUUGGUUUUGAUUUUGGACUUUGAUCUUCAUUUCUGGCGCUGCCCGAUCGAAAUUGAUGCUGUGAGAGUGGUGGGUCGUUGGGGAAAUGGGGAUUUGGGUGGUGGGGUUUGAUGGGAUGACCAAUUCGCCGGCGAUGGGGCGGUGAUUGAAGGACCAUGUUCCUCUGCGAUGGAGUACGAUUCUGGAAUUCCGAUGUCUGUGACGGAGGGUCACUCCUCUGCGCUCACGCCAUCAUUGCGCGAAGGUUCUCUUGCUAAUUUCGAUGCACUGUGGCAAAUGAACUUGGGAUCAGGUGAAAUAAUGGGAUCUGGAUCUUAUCCCGUGCGACCUGGAGAGCCAGAUUGUUCUUACUACAUCAGAACAGGCUUGUGUAGAUUUGGAGCUACAUGUAGAUUUAAUCAUCCACCUAAUAGAGAGUUGGCUAUUGCCACUGCAAGAAUGAAGGGGGAGUUCCCGGAAAGAAUUGGACAACCGGAAUGUCAGUACUACCUGAAGACGGGAACUUGCAAGUUUGGGGCUACAUGCAAGUUUCAUCAUCCUAGAGACAAGGCUGGGAUUGCUGGAAGAGUUGCCUUAAAUAUUUUAGGCUAUCCACUUCGCCCGAAUGAAACUGAAUGUUCUUAUUAUUUAAGAACUGGUCAAUGCAAGUUUGGAAAUACAUGUAAAUUCCACCAUCCUCAACCAACUAAUAUGAUGGUCUCACUGCGUGGUUCACCUAUUUAUCCAUCCGUACAAUCACCAACUCCUGGUCAGCAGUCAUAUCCAGGAGGAAGUACAAAUUGGUCAAGGGCUUCCUUUAUUCCCAGUCCACGAUGGCAAGGCCCUUCCAGUUAUGCAUCUUUAAUUUUACCUCAGGGAGUUCUUUCUGUUCCAGGUUGGAAUGCAUUCAAUGAUCAACUAGGAUCUGUUUCAUCUUCAGAAAGUCCACAACAAACGAGGGAGAAUGUAUUUCCUGAGAGGCCCGGCCAGCCUGAAUGUCAAUUUUACAUGAAGACUGGAGAUUGCAAGUUCGGGGCUGUUUGUCGGUUUCAUCAUCCUAGAGAGAGAGUAAUUCCUGCUCCAGAUUGCGUCUUGAGUCCAAUAGGCCUGCCAUUACGUCAGGGAGAACCUUUGUGCAUCUUUUAUUCCCGUUAUGGGAUCUGUAAGUUUGGUCCGAGCUGCAAGUUUGAUCACCCUAUGGGAAUCUUUGCAUACAAUCUCUCAGCAGCGUCAUCGGCCAACGCCCCGGUUCAGCAUUUGUUCGGGACGUCUUCAGGAACAACUGCUCUGAACUUGUCAUCUGAAGGGCUAGUUGAAGCAGGAUCUGCAAAGCCCAGGCGACUGUCACUCUCGGAGACUCGAGAGAUGCCUUCCGAUGAUGAAAACAUCGACGCUGAGGGCUGAUCGCCGCAAGUCAAUUUUACCCCUUUGACAAUCUUUUGGAAGAUAAAAGAAGAGAGCUAUUUGUAAAUUCAUUAUGCCUUGCUGGAAAAAGAUGUACAGGAGGGUUCAUGUAAAGUUGAUCCUGUUCUUCUGAAAAUGCAUUUCAGAUAGCAGAUUUAAUUCCUCUGAAUUUUAUGUUUUUCUGCAUUGUAUAAAAAGAUCUGCAGAUGAUGUCAGUUUUUCUUCCUUUCACUUUUGGUAAAACAGCAAUUUAUGAACAACUUUCUCAUUUGUCCCCAAAUCUUUCUGAAAAUUUGGGAUUUUAAAUUCUUGUAAAGAACGCUUGCUAUUUCCCCCCAAAUUUUGAUGGCCUUGUUUGGCUCUUCAAUGAAUGAAUAAUCAUGUUCAUUAUGGUUUCCAAA
This is a messenger RNA of Momordica charantia (bitter melon), 1991 nucleotides long. RefSeq names its product zinc finger CCCH domain-containing protein ZFN-like. Gene Ontology annotation, molecular function: metal ion binding; mRNA binding. Lineage: Eukaryota; Viridiplantae; Streptophyta; Magnoliopsida; Cucurbitales; Cucurbitaceae. The record is from RefSeq and is a predicted model, not a curated record.